Molecule: messenger RNA, 2616 nt
Organism: Nomascus leucogenys (northern white-cheeked gibbon)
Lineage: Eukaryota; Metazoa; Chordata; Mammalia; Primates; Hylobatidae
Gene: OLFML1
Product: olfactomedin like 1
Biological process (GO): signal transduction
Source: RefSeq, a predicted model, not a curated record
ACACCAUGUCCCCAAUUCCUUCAUCAGUUUAAUUGAGUAGCUAUUGAUCUUACAUACCAAAAUUUUAAGAAAAAACUAUUGUGGGCCAUUUUCACAGUGUAGGUCACAAUGAGAUCAUCGGCGUGUGUCAAGUAGGCAACGAGGCUGAGAGGCUGGGCAGAGACCACUGGAGUGAAAUGUUGUCAUAUCCUCGGAAGCCCAUUGCACACUGGCAUUCCCUGGUGGAGGAUGAUGGUGGCCCUUCGAGGAGCUUCUGCAUUGCUGGUUCUGUUCCUUGCAGCUUUUCUGCCCCCGCCGCAGUGUGCCCAGGACCCAGCCAUGGUGCAUUACAUCUACCAGCGCUUUCGAGUCUUGGAGCAAGGGCUGGAAAAAUGUACCCAAGCAACGAGGGCAUACAUUCAAGAAUUCCAAGAGUUCUCAAAAAAUGUAUCUGUCAUGCUGGGAAGAUGUCAGACCUACACAAGUGAGUACAAGAGUGCAGUGGGUAACUUGGCACUGAGAGUUGAACGUGCCCAACGGGAGAUUGACUACAUACAAUACCUUCGAGAGGCUGACGAGUGCACUGAAUCAGAGGACAAGACACUGGCAGAAAUGUUGCUCCAAGAAGCUGAAGAAGAGAAAAAGAUCCGGACUCUGCUGAAUGCAAGCUGUGACAACAUGCUGAUGGGCAUAAAGUCUCUGAAAAUAGUGAAGAAGAUGAUGGACACACAUGGCUCUUGGAUGAAAGAUGCUGUCUAUAACUCUCCAAAGGUGUACUUAUUAAUUGGAUCCAGAAACAACACUGUUUGGGAAUUUGCAAACAUACGGGCAUUCAUGGAGGAUAACACCAAGCCAGCUCCCCGGAAGCAAAUCCUAACACUUUCCUGGCAGGGAACAGGCCAAGUGAUCUACAAAGGUUUUCUAUUUUUUCACAACCAAGCGACUUCUAAUGAGAUAAUCAAAUAUAACCUGCAGAAGAGGACUGUGGAAGAUCGAAUGCUGCUCCCAGGAGGGGUAGGCCGAGCAUUGGUUUACCAGCACUCCCCCUCAACUUACAUUGACCUGGCUGUGGAUGAGCAUGGGCUCUGGGCCAUCCACUCUGGGCCAGGCACUCAUAGCCAUUUGGUUCUCACAAAGAUUGAGCCGGGCACACUGGGAGUGGAGCAUUCAUGGGAUACCCCAUGCAGAAGCCAGGAUGCUGAAGCCUCAUUCCUCUUGUGUGGGGUUCUCUAUGUGGUCUACAGUACUGGGGGCCAGGGCCCUCAUCGCAUCACCUGCAUCUAUGAUCCACUGGGCACUAUCAGUGAGGAGGACUUGCCCAACUUGUUCUUCCCCAAGAGACCAAGAAGUCACUCCAUGAUCCAUUACAACCCCAGAGAUAAGCAGCUCUAUGCCUGGAAUGAAGGAAACCAGAUCAUUUACAAACUCCAGACAAAGAGAAAGCUGCCUCUGAAGUAAUGCGUUACAGCUGGGAGAAACAGCACUGUGGCUUUGGCAGCUGUUCUACAGUGAGGCUAUAGCCCCUUCACAAUAUACUACCCCUCUAAUCACAAACAGGAAGAGUGUGUUGAAGUGGAAAUACGUAUGCCUCCUUUCCCAGAUGUCACUGCCUUAGGUAUCUUCCAAGAGCUUAGAUGAGAGCAUAUAAUCAGGAAAGUUUCAACAAUGUCCAUUACUCCCCCAAACCUCCUGGCUCUCAAGGCUGACCACAUUCUGAUACAGCUUACUUCAAGCCUUUUCUUUUACUGCUCCCCAGCAUUUACUGUAACUCUGCCAUCUUCCCUCCCACAAUUAGAGUUGUAUGCCAGCCCCUAAUAUUCACCACUGGCUUUUCUCUCCCCUGGCCUUUGCUGAAGCUCUUCCCUCUUUUUCAAAUGUCUAUUGAUAUUCUCCCAUUUUCACUGCCCAACUGAAGUACUAUUAAUAUUUCUUUCUUUUCUUUUUUUUUUUUUGAGACAAGGUCUCACUAUGUUGCCCAGGCUGGUCUCAAACUCCAGAGCUCAAGAGAUCCUCCUGCCUCAGCCUCCUAAGUACCUGGGAUUACAGGCAUGUGCCACCACACCUGGCUUAAAAUACUAUUUCUUAUUGAGGUUUAACCUCUAUUUCCCCUAGCCCUGUCCUUCCACUAAGCUUGGUAGGUAUAAUAAUAAAGUAAAAAUACUAACAUUUGCAUAUCGCUUUCCAGGUGUGGAGUGUUUGCACAUCAUUUAAUUCUCAUUUCACCUUUGUGAAACAUGCACAAGUCUUUACAGCUGUCAUUCUAGAGUUUAGGUGGGUAACACAACUACAAAGUGAAAGAUACAGCUAGAAAAUACUACAAAUCCCAUAGUUUUUCCAUUGCCCAAGGAAGCAUCAAGUAUGUAUGUUUGUUCACGUACUCUUAUAGUCAAUGCGUUCAUCAUUUCAGCCUAAAAAUAAUAGUCUGCCCCUUUAGCCAGUUUUCAUGUCUGUGCAAGACCUUUCAAUAGGCCUUUCAAAUGAUAAUUCCUCCAGAAAACCAGUCUAAGGGUGAGGACCCCAACUCUAUCUUCCUCUUGUCUUGCUGUCCUCUGUUUCUCUCUUUUUGCUUUAAAUUCAAUAAAAGUGACACUGAGCAAAUAACCUCAUCAGGUUAUAUUUACCCACAUACCCUAAGCA